CCGGUCCCGCCGCCACCCUCUCCGCGGCGGAUUGACGAUGAUGAGGAUGAAGAGCUGGAUCUGAACAAGACCCUGGGGGUGCAGCGGUUUCAGCAGAUCCUCCACCCGCCGGCCCGUGGACCCCCAGAGAAGCACCGGGCCUAUAACGAGGAGGACUUUGAGUGUGAGCAAACCACCCACCCACCCACCCACCCACCCACCGCUGAUUUAGCCUAGUUACCUCUCAUUUCUAUCCAAUCACUGUUUUAAUGCGGUGACCGUGUAGGGGUUAAGUAAUUCCAUUGUGUUUGGAAAUAGCCUGUAUAGACAGAGACAAGUGCGGCAAAUCGGUGUUCGCUUAAUAUGCAUAUCCCUGCCAGUUAAAUACUGGAGGACUUGGAUAGGGAGCUAUCUGUUCUAUGGUAAACAUGUUUACUCCAGUUAUUCUCCUGACCCUGUGGAGAAAUGACCACACUACUGUAGGUUCUGUUUGUCUUUACUUCCUCCUUUUGCGUUUUUGACAUCAAGUCAUAUCAAUCAAUGCAAACAAUGGAAGUGAAACGACCAAACACGGUCUCCCUCUCUCCUGUCUCCAGACCACCGCCAGUCCUCUCAUCACAUCCACCACCCGCUGUCCAAACUGCCCCCAGAAGGGAAGACAAAGAAGAGCAAGAAGAAGAAGAAGAAGGAGGGAGCGGGACGGAGGAGAGGAUCUGGGGCCGGAGGAGCUCCCACCAUAGAGGAGGACGAGGAGGAGGAAGAGGAGGCAGAGGGAGAGUACGAUGGAGAGGGGGGCCAGACCACCACACCUACACCUGAUACAGAGACGGACACACACAACGACGAUGUGCAGGUGGAGUCACAAGCUUAAAAUGGUUUAUACAAAGGGUAUACACACCAUACAUACUGAACACACACACACACACUAUAAGACACACACACACACACUAUAAGACACGCACACACACACAAACACACUAUAAGACAAACACACACUAUAAGACACACACACACAUACACACACUAUAACACACAUACACACACUAUAAGAUAAACACACAAACACUAUGUUUCACCGAGUCGUGGCUGAACGACGAAACGGAUAAUAUAGAGCUGGCUGGGUUUUCCAUGCAUUGGCAGGACAGAGAAGCUACGUCUGGUAAGACGAGGGGCGGGGGUGUGUGUCUAUUUGUCGAUAACAGCUGGUAGCUAGCAAUGUCUAAUAUUAAGGAAGUCUCGAGGUAUUGCUUGCCUGAGGUAGAGUACCUCAUGAUAAGCUGUAGACCCACUAUCUACCAAGAGAGUUCUCAUCUAUAUUAAUCGUAGCCAUCUAUUUACCACCAUAAACCGACGCUGGCACUAAGACCGCACUCAACGAGCUGUAUAUGGCCAUAAGCAAACAAGAAAAUGCUCAUCCAGAAGCGGCGCUCCUAGUGGCCAGGGACUUUAAUGCAGGCAAACAUAAAUCCGUCUUACCUCAUUUCUACCAGCAUGUCACAUGUGCAACCAGAGGGGAAAACAACUCUAGACCACCUUUACUCCACACACAGAGACGCGUACAAAGCUCUCCCUCGCCCUCCAUUUGGCAAAUCCCUUUUGAUUCCUGCUUAGAAGCUAAAACUAAAGCAGUAAGCACCAGUGACUUGUUCAAUACAGAAGUGGUCUGGUGACGCGGAUGCUAAGCUACAGGAAUGUUUUGCUAGCACAGACUGGAAUAUGUUCCUGGAUUCAACCGAUGGCAUUGAGGAGUACACCACCUCAGUCACUUGCUUUGUCAAUAAGUGCAUCGAUGACAUCGUCCCCACAGUGACCGUACGUACACAUCCCAACCAGAAGCCAUGGAUUACAGGCAACAUCCUCACUGAGCUAAAGGCUAGAGCUGCCGCUUUCAAGGAGCGGGACACUAAUCUGGACGCUUAUAACAAAUCCCGUUAUGGCCUCCGACGAACCAUCAAACAGGCAAAGCGUCAAUACAGGAUUAAAAUGGAAUCCUACUACACCAGCUCUGACGCUCGUCGGAUGUGGCAGGGCUUGAAAACUAUUACGGACUACAAAGGGAAACCCAGCCGCGAGCUGCCCAGUGACGCGAGCCUACCAGAUGAGCUAAAUGCCUUUUAUGCUCGCUUUGAGUAAAGCAACACUGAAGCAUGCAUGAGAGCACCAGCUGUUCCGGACGACUGUGUGAUAACGCUCUCGAUAGCCGAUGUGAGCAAGACCUUUAAACAGGUCAACAUUCACAAAGCCACGGGGCCAGACAGAUUACCAGGACGUGUACUCAAAGCAUGCGCGGACCAACUGGCAAGUGUCUUCACUGACAUUUUCAAACUCUCCAUGACCGAGUCUGUAAACCUACAUGUUUCAAGCAGACCACCAUAGUCCCUGAUGCCAAGGAAGAGAAGGUAACCUGCCUAAAUGAUUACCGCCCUGUAGCACUCACGUCGGUAGCCAUGAAGUGCUUUGAAAGGCUGGUCAUGGCUCACAUCAACAGCAUCAUCCCAGAUACCCUAGACCCACUCCAAUUUGCAUACCGCCCCAACAGAUUCACAGAUGACGCAAUCUCAAUCGCACUCCACACUGCCCUUUCCCACCUGGACAAAAGGAACACCUAUGUGAGAAUGCUGUUCAUUGACUACAGCUCAGCGUUCAACACCAUAGUGCCCACAAAGCUCAUCACUAAGCUAAGGACCCUGGGACUAAACACCUCCCUCUGCAACUGGAUCCUGGACUUCCUGACGGGCCGCCCCCAGGUGGUAAGGGUAGGCAACAACACGUCUGCCACGCUGAUCCUCUACACUGGGUGCAGCUCAGGGGUGCGUGCUUAGUCCCCUCCUGUACUCCCUGUUCACCUACGACUGCGUGGCCAAACACGACUCCAACAGCAUCAUUAUGUUUGCUGACGACACAACAGUGGUAGGCCUGAUCACCGACAACGAUGAGAGCCUACAGGGAGGAGGUCAGAGACCUGGCAGUGUGGUGCCAGGACAACAAACUCUUUCUUGAAAUGCAUUGUUGGUUAAGGGCUUGUAAGUAAGCAUUUCACGGUAAGGUUACCUGUUGUAUUUGGCGAAUGUGACAAAUAAAGUUUGAUUUGAUUUAUAAGACACACACACACACACACACUCAGCUACUUUCUUUUUUAACAGGUAGGCUUCUUCCUCAUUGACCCCAAUCUGUCUGUAGUUCUUUGUGUCUGAGGAUGACUGUGCCAGUGCCACUACUACCCCCACGCCAAGCCAGCCUGGCAGUGCCAGCUUUCCCAGGCACCUCACCAUCGUACCCGAGACUGCUCUGGGCACCAACCUGCCAGAGGAUGCCACACCUACUGAGUGAGCAACACACACACAAUCACAUAUACUGCACACACAAUCACAAACAUUCAUGCAAAUUCACACAGAGCCUCUGUCUGUAUAUCUGUCUGUCUGCAUGUCUGUCCGUCUGUAUGUAUGUCUGUCUGCAUGUCAUUGCCAUGGUACCAGUAAGCCAGUGGACUCGGUGUCGGCCCCUCACAAAGGGAGGAACGGCCUGUCCUCCGGCCCCUCCCGGGAGUCCCCCAGCCCCUCCACAUGGGGCUCCAUACCUCCCUCCUCCAGAGUACCGCCCCCUGGUGGCAGCCGCAGCUACGACCUGCAGGAGCGCCGGCGCUCGGGCAACAUGACGUGCGGGCUGCAGGAGCAUCACCAGCGCCAGGCCACCGACGACAGCGAGGCCCAGAUGCUGGGGUCUGCCGACCUGGAUGGAAUCAAGAGUGAGUACCAAUCA
Coregonus sp. 'balchen' is the source of this 3738-nucleotide messenger RNA. The record is from the annotation of a GenBank genome assembly. NCBI's taxonomy places the organism in Eukaryota, Metazoa, Chordata, Actinopteri, Salmoniformes, Salmonidae.